AUGGUUUUAUGGCAAGAUACCGUGCCUCUGUUGAUAACCAACAAUUGCGGGGAAACAAUAUGGCCGGGCAUUUAUACAACGGCCGGCACGGGCCCUGGCACCGGUGGCUUUGAGCUGGCAGCUGGUGCCAACAAGUCAUUCGAGGUCGGGUCAGAUUGGUAUGGGCGGGUAUGGGGGCGGACGAAUUGCACAUCACCGUCAGACGGCGUCUUGACCUGCACAACUGGCAGCUGCGGGCAAAUGGACUGCACACAAGCAUCCGGCAACCCGCCAGCAACAUUAGCCGAGAUCCUCCUCUCCGGAGGAGUAGGCAACAACCAGAACUUCGUCGACAUCAGCAUUGUCGAUGGGUAUAACCUACCGCUGGCGAUGGAGUACCAACCGAACCCCAACGGCCAACAGCCACCUCCCAACAUGGUCAACCCAGCCUGCAUCGCAACGACAGGCUACCUGUCCCCAGCCAACCGGACGGGCACAGACUUCACCAACGACACAUACCCAAUGCCGUACGAGUCCAGGCAGACCUCGGAGAAGGUCGGCCACUGGUGCCCGUGGAACCUGCAGAUCCUGGACCCGCCCAAGCCGGGCGACGGCGUGUACCCGUACCCGGACGACAGCACGCCGCGGCCCGUGUUCGACCCGUGCCUGAGCUCGUGCAAGAAGACGGGCAGCGCCAAGGACUGCUGCGACGGCAAGUACAACGACCCGGACAAGUGCCCGCGCAGCCUGUACGCGCGCCACGCCAAGAAGGUCUGCCCGGACGCCUACAGCUUCCCCUACGACGACGGCGCCUCGACCUUCGUCAUCCCCGGCGGCGGCGGCUGGGGCGUCACCUUCUGCCCCGCCGGCCGGAGCACCGACAUCCUGGCCACCUUUGGCACCCAGAUCAGCCAGUGGGCUGCGUCUGGGAACCUGUCUGAGGAUAUCCUGCAGGCGGCCAGGAAUGUGACGUUCAUCGAGGCGCAGGGCGGCGCGGCAGGCGGCGGCGCGGGCGGUAGACUCAUUGGCAGGCUGUUUGUUGCAGUUGUUGUUUCUCUGGCGGUGAAUGUUGUAUUGUAA
Molecule: messenger RNA, 1059 nt
Organism: Diaporthe amygdali
Lineage: Eukaryota; Fungi; Ascomycota; Sordariomycetes; Diaporthales; Diaporthaceae
Exons: 2
Coding region: 1-1059 (352 amino acids)
Biological process (GO): defense response
Cellular component (GO): extracellular region
Source: RefSeq, a predicted model, not a curated record